This is a messenger RNA of Notechis scutatus (mainland tiger snake), 896 nucleotides long. The record is from RefSeq and is a predicted model, not a curated record. Lineage: Eukaryota; Metazoa; Chordata; Lepidosauria; Squamata; Elapidae.
AUGUGGACGAGUGUGACGGGAAUCACCGGUGUCAGCAUGGGUGUCAGAACGUGCUCGGUGGAUACCGCUGUGGCUGCCCCCAAGGCUACAUCCAGCACUACCAGUGGAACCAGUGCGUGGAUGAGAACGAGUGCUCCAGCUCCGCGGUCUGCGGUUCGGCCUCUUGUUACAACACCCUGGGAAGCUUCAAGUGCGUCUGUCCGUCCGGCUUCGACUUCGACCAAGCCCUGGGGGGCUGCCAGGAUGUGAACGAGUGCGCAGCCGGAGGGAGCCCCUGCAGCUACGGAUGCUCCAACACUGAGGGGGGCUACCUCUGCGGCUGCCCCACCGGCUAUUUCCGGGCAGGGCAAGGGCACUGUGUCUCAGGACUGGGGUUCGCCAAGGAGAGCUAUUUCCCGGCCCCCCCAGAAGAGGACGAAGAGAACCUGUUGUCUCCGGAGGCCUGUUACGAAUGCAAGAUCAACGGAUACCCCAAGAGGGGUCGCCAGCGGCGCAGCGUGAAUGGCACCCAAGGCCACCAGGAUCCAGGGCUGAGCUUGGGCAGCAUCGAUGUGGAGGCGCCCCUGGUGUUCGCUUUGAAUCUUUCGGACCUGGGCCGGAAGGCGCACAUCCUGGAGCUCCUCCCCGCCGUGGCGCCCCUGGAGAACCACAUCCGCUACGUCAUUGCACAGGGCAACAGCGACGGGCACUUCCGCAUCCGGGAGAAAGAGGGCCUGAGCUACCUCCACGUGGGCCGCAAGCCGGCCACCCCCGGGACCUACUUGCUGGAGAUUGUCAGCGUGGCCAUGUCCCGCCUGCGAGAACUGCCGAAACCGGAGGCCGCCAAGGACUUCGACUCUGUGGCCGGAGAGACAGGCCAAGCCCUGAAGAUGAAGCUGCAACUUCACCUCUUUUAG